UUUACUAAUUUCUAGGUUAGGUUUAGUUUUUGUAGAAAACAACAUGGACGUUGUAAAUGAGGUUUUCGAAAAAUCAGCCAAAGAGGCUGAAAAAUAUAAACCUAUAACGGUUAAAAAACAUUUAGACUUGGAUUAUGACCUAGGAACACUGUUGGCAGUAGAUAAUAAUGAAUUUGAACAGCAGCUUUUAAGCCAAAAUAAAAAUGAUUACUUAUUAAAUUUAACGAGAGAUAAUACACAACUGUUGCUAAAUAAAAUUUGGGCGCUUCCUACAGAAAGAGUCGAGGAAGCAAUUGUAGUGAAGCUUCCUCCAGCUAGAACAGUUUUACCUAGAAUGAAACCAGUACCAAGACCAAAACCACUUACAAAGUGGCAACAGUUUGCUAAAGACAAAGGCAUACAAAAGAAAAAGAAGUCGAAGCUUUCCUGGGACGAACAAUUGCAAAAAUGGGUGCCUUUAUAUGGAUUUAAGCGAGCUAAAGCACAAAGGGAGAAAGAUUGGCUUUUAGAAGUGCCUGGAAAUGCAGAUCCAAUGGAAGAUCAAUUUGCUAAAAGAAUUGAAACCAAAGGUGAAAAAAUUGCCAAGAAUGAAUUACAACGAUUAAGAAAUAUUGCAAGAUCAAGAAAAGUUAAAAUACCUAGAGUUGGAAUAACUAACUCUGAUGCUUCAACUGCUACAGAGUUACAAACAGCUGUAACAGUGGCUAAAGCAUCAACAGCUAGUUUGGGUAAAUUUCAAAAUAAAUUACCUACAGAAAAAGAAGCUAGGGGUGUGUCUGCUAUAACUCCAGGAGCUACCAGAAAAAGAAAACUUCCCCCAGUAUCGGCCGAUAUUGAGAAAAGUGAAAACCUUGCCAUAGUUGAAACAAUACUGAAUAAAAGACCAAAAUUAGAUAUUGAAAAAGCAGUAGCAAGGCAUAUAAAUAGUGAUCAAUUGGAAAGUUCUCAAAAGAAGCAAAAUGUAGGUUCACAUAAAAAAGGUCACAAGAAUAAAGGUUCAGGAAAUGCCAAGAAACCAAAAAGUGGGAAGGGUCAAAGAAAAGGAAAAACAGGUGGUGGAAGAAAGAGGCGUUAAAAUCUAUUGGAAUAAUUUGAUAAUAGGUUAAAUUUAUACAUACCCGAUCAUCAUACUGAGGAGUAGUCGAAGCUUCUUUGGCUGCUUUAUCCAGCAUUUGUAACAUAUACUUG
Messenger RNA from Anoplophora glabripennis (Asian longhorned beetle), 1188 nucleotides. Its product is annotated as ribosome biogenesis regulatory protein homolog. The coding region runs from base 44 to 1075 and encodes 343 amino acids. The record is from RefSeq and is a predicted model, not a curated record. Gene Ontology annotation, biological process: endonucleolytic cleavage in ITS1 to separate SSU-rRNA from 5.8S rRNA and LSU-rRNA from tricistronic rRNA transcript (SSU-rRNA, 5.8S rRNA, LSU-rRNA); ribosomal large subunit biogenesis; ribosomal large subunit export from nucleus. NCBI's taxonomy places the organism in Eukaryota, Metazoa, Arthropoda, Insecta, Coleoptera, Cerambycidae. Gene Ontology annotation, cellular component: preribosome, large subunit precursor; nucleolus; nucleus. Gene Ontology annotation, molecular function: protein binding. The transcript is spliced from 5 exons.